Messenger RNA from Acomys russatus (golden spiny mouse), 647 nucleotides. RefSeq names its product chromosome 11 C22orf15 homolog (gene C11H22orf15). The transcript is spliced from 6 exons. NCBI's taxonomy places the organism in Eukaryota, Metazoa, Chordata, Mammalia, Rodentia, Muridae. The record is from RefSeq and is a predicted model, not a curated record. The coding region runs from base 1 to 453 and encodes 150 amino acids.
AUGUUUAUCACUGUGAUGUUUGGAGCUGGAUGCCGGGAGCUGGUGAACCCCUGGUGCAGCCUGGCGACCUUCACUAUGUAUCUGAAACAGAAGGUUCAAGUCCCCCAAGAAGCAACCAUCGCCCUCCUGGCUGAGGAUGGGCACCUGGUGAGGCUAGAAGAGGAGGCUGCCCCGCCCCCUUCCAUGGCCUGUUCCCUGCUACAGGAGCAAGGGACUUAUAUCCUGGUACAGAUCACCAGAGGGGAAGAUGGGACCCCCACUCACUAUGAGUCGCUAUUGGACAACCUGGGUGAUCAGUGUCCUGAGUUAGCAGAGGAGCUGUGCUGGCUCUCUGGCAUUCCAGCCACGAGCAAUAGUCAGAGAAGACGGACAGGCAUUCAGCGUGGCCACCAAGAACAAGGUCUCGCUUCAAGGUCUCGAAGGGCGACUUCCCUGCCAUCUAGAAACCGCUAGCUGGAGCCGGAGCCUGGUACAGAAAAGCACAGCCAAGUGGUGCAGCUGGACUUGGCUCCAAGGGGACUGACUGGCCUUGACCUCUGCAUUCUGAGCAACUGCAAACAGACAGCGAUCCUGCAGGACUCCUGUUCCAGAAUCUGCCAUUACUAAGAAGUUGCAUCAGCAAGAAGAGAAAAGUCCCAGACAGGAUG